Messenger RNA from Nerophis lumbriciformis (worm pipefish), 2766 nucleotides. NCBI's taxonomy places the organism in Eukaryota, Metazoa, Chordata, Actinopteri, Syngnathiformes, Syngnathidae. The record is from RefSeq and is a predicted model, not a curated record.
AUGGAGCACAAUGCAAUACAGUGGUUGGGUGCUCCCUCCUGCCAGAGAGGCAGCUACGCCUUCUACAAGUCAGUCGGCAGCAAGACUGGAGCCGAUGGCCCCUUGCGAGUUUGGAGGCUGGGCGAAUUUUACUUUGUUCGGUGCGCACCGGGGGAUCCCGUGUGCAUUGCUGAGGUGACCUUACUGUGGGAAGACCAGGCACAGCGCCACCUCCUGGCCAGUGCGAGACUGUACUUCCUGCCUGAAGACACACCAAAGGGUCGAACGAGGGAGCAUGGAGAGGACGAGGUUCUGGCCGUGUCCCGAAAAAUGGUACUGCGAGUGGAGGACCUGGUCCGGUGGUCGUGCGCCGAACCGUUAGGGUGGAGUCACACACCCAACGGCCUUAACAAACCACCACAGAGCAGCGACGUUGACGGUGUCUGUGUGACCGACUACAAACCCCUGAAAGACAAGCGCGAAAGUGAGAAAUGCACAGAACAAACACAGCAAAACGUCAAAGUCCUUAGUUACCCUCAAUACUGCCGCUACCGCUCGCUGCAGAGGCGCAUCCAGGAUGGUGCCCGGGGCCCGACCCUGCAGGAUGCCCACCUGUUAGCGUUAGGUGGCAUCAGGGCGACGCCCAGCACCCGCUUGAUGUACUGCAGGGACACCUUCAACCACCCGACGCUGGAAAGCAGCGUCAGCUUCUCCUGGCAGUUCCGGUGUCCAUCUCAUAGCCUCCGAGGUCGACCUCGCAAAAGACGAGGCCGCGACGACAGAGACGAUAUGACCUCCAGCCAGUCCGAAUCCUGGAUCGAGAGGAUGAAGGAAAAUGUGAUGGGCAGCGUGGAGGAUGGCGGCGAGAGCGGCUGGCUGCCCCAUCCUGAAGAGCAGAUGUUCCUAGAUGAGCUAUUCGCCUUCAUGGAGCGUCAAGGCUCGCCCAUCCACAAAGUGCCCAACCUUGGCUUUAAGAAGAUCGACCUCUUCCUCAUGUACUCUUUGGUCAGACGUCUCGGAGGCUACGAAAAGGUGACGUCCGAGCGUUUGUGGAAGGUGGUUUACAACGAGUUGGGUGGAUGUCCCGGCAGCACCAGUGCUGCAACCUGUACUAGGAGACACUACGAAAGGCUGAUGCUGCCCUAUGAAGAGCACCUGAUAGCCGGAGGCAGGGAAUUCCAAAUCCCAGAAUGCGCACUACCCAUCAAGCCGCGAGGCAUCCGGGGAAGGAAGCCACUGCCGCGAGGCAGAAAGCCAGGACCCAAAGUCAAAGCCAAGCUGGUGGUUGCCACUUCACCGACCACUAUCACCACCGCUGACGGCACUGUAGUGGUGGUGAAGCGAGGGCGAGGCCGGCCGCCCGGCAAGCGCAACAAGGCCACGCUGCUUGCUCAGGCCAAACUGCAGGCUCAGCAACAAGCCAAAGACAACACAGAGUCUCCCAAGCCUCUUCCUCUGGUCCGGAGCGCCAAUGGGCUCACGGCGCCAAAUAUCGCUACGCAACAGGUGUCGCAGCCUGUUCCGUCUCCCUCCCUGCAGCCCAUCCAGCCGACGCUCCUCCCCAUCAACCUGCCCCUUACGCCAGACCUCUCCCCCUUGUCCUCCCCCUUUCUUUCCUUUCCGCCCAAGCAAAAGGACCUCAAGGAUCGGGUUGUGGAGCCUGUAGCUCUGGCUCCUGGCACAGUCCUCUCUGCGCUGCCCUCCGCGCUGCCUCGCCACUUCGUGGGAGGAUCGCUGGGCGGGUUCAGUCCCAUCAAAGGUCUGUGUCCCUUGGACGUGCUCAGGAACCGUGUGGGCUUCCAGAUGGUCAAGGACAGUCCGAUGCCCAAGGAGCCGGGUCGACCGCAGGCUGCCAUCUACACCAUCCAGCCCAAACACCAAAGCCCGACUAACCCACUCCCGAGUGGAGAAUGGCUGCCUCCCCCAGCCCGCCCGAUCCGACAGCACGAGGAAGCCCAGAGGGCGAACGCUCGGGACACCGGGAACCGCCACCCCCCUCCGCCCCCUCUCCGGGUCCUACCUUUGGACCUGGACUGUAGCGUAAAAGUCCGACAGCUGAUGAGGAGUCCUCUGGGCUCGAGUCAGUUCCAAACUUUCACCCGUCGGCUGUCUGAAGCGCUCGCUCAGGACCUGAGCGCCAAGCCUCCCAGCUCGCCGGUCACGCCGCCACCCGAGCAGGCCCUGCCGCUCAACCUCAGCAAGCGCUUUACGCUCAAGAGACCCGGCACGGACACUGCGGCGCUCCCUCCGUUGACCGCUAACGGAACGGCAGACCAGACGUCUCCCAAGAGAAGCAAAAUGGACCACUCUGAGAACGCAAAGGAUUUGAGUCAUUGCGUCAGCAGCAGUGCACACGCCACCUCUGGGGGCAACGGAAGUGAGGGCCAGGAUCUGGGAGCAAAGAACCAAGAGGAACCGGCAGACCUGAGCUCCCCCAGCAGGAUCAGGGCCUUUCUGCUCGGCCUGCCACCGUUCCAGGUGAAACUGGACGAGGAUGCGAAUGGGGCCAAGUCGGGCAAAGUCCUUCCGUCGGGCUCCGGGUCGGAAAGCCCGAAGACUGUGAAGAUCAAGAAAGAGGCCGAGCCCGUGGAGCUGAGCGACUGCCAGGUGGACUCCCUGACCGAACAGGUAGCAAAUGAGGAGAUGCUAAACGAGGGCAUGGUGAAGGAAGGGAAUGGCAAAAUGGAGGACUUGAGCGAUCAGUUGUGUGAGGUGGAAGCCUCCAAAGGCCACCUGAGCCCCGUUCUCCCCCAGGCCAGCACUCUGGUCUUGGCCCAGCAGAGCUGA